GGCUCAAGGCCCCCGGAAGUAGAGAGCCGACUAGCGGUGGGGCCUUUCAUGGGUGCCGCCCGAGCCGGGGAGCCAGGGUGGUUGCGCAGGCCCACAGUAUGUUGGAGGAGGCAUAUUGGGUCAGGCACCCAGAAUUGGUAUGGGCGCCCGCCACACCAGAAGGUGGCCGAGAGGACGCCCAGAGUCCUCGGGCCCAGAGGUUCUUGGUCUUCGGGACUGCCGAUGCGUUCGAGGGCAAGAGCCUUGUCCCAGACAAGAAGGGUACCGAUGACAAGCUCGCUAGGGUAAAGGGUUCGCAGCUCCAGGGUGUAGCCGACGUGUGCCUGCUGGAGGAGGUGAACGACGGUGCUCUGCUGCACACAGUGCGCACGCGCUAUCGCAGGGACGAGAUCUACACCUACGUCUCGCAGAUGCUGAUCGCCGUGAACCCCUUCAGGUGGUUGCCCAUCUAUUCCAACGAGACCAUGCAGACCUUCCUGACAGCUGGAAGCACGUCGUCGAUGGACCCGCACAUCUUCGGAACCGGCUUCAACGCGUUCAGAGGCCUGAAGGAGAGCGCACAGGCUGUCCUCGUCAGCGGCGAGUCGGGCGCCGGCAAGACGGAGUCGGCCAAGUUGAUCAUCAAGUACGUGGCGCAGGCGGCGACGGGGCACCACGGAAUGGUCCCAGACGGUGGCGCGGCGGGCCAGGCGGCCGCCACUCGGCCGUCCAGCCCCUCGGCGGCGAACGCGGGCGUGGAGGCGUGGAGUGGCCGGAGCGAGGGCCAGCCGCUGGGCGAGCACGGGAGAAGUGGCGACCCCAGGACCGAGGCUGCCUCGAGCGACGCAGCAGGUGUUGGUGGCAUCGAGGACAAGAUCAUGGGCGUGAAUCCGGUGCUCGAGUCCUUCGGAAACGCCACCACGGAGAGGAACAACAAUUCGUCGCGCUUCGGGAAGUGGACGCAGAUCGGCAUGUCUCAGGACCUGAGGAUACGGGGAUGCUCGAUCACGGACUACCUGCUGGAGCUCACCCGCGUGUGCGGCCAGGGCCCCCGCGACCGGAAUUACCACAUCUUCUUCCAGCUCAUCCAGGCCCGGGGCGACAGCGAGCUAUCCGAGUACAAUUUCGGAAAGUGUGAUGACUACUUGUACCUCAAGGGUGCCAGGCACGAGGCGUCCGGAAUAGACGACAAGGAGUGGUUUCGCGAGACCAAAAAGGCAUUCAGCCAACUUGGUUUCAGCCACGAGGUCCAGAUGGAGAUCUUCCGCAUUACUAUGGGCGUCCUCUCGCUAGGGAACAUCCAGUACACAGAUCAGGACGUCGGUGGCGCCGACGGCUCUGCGUUCGUUGACCAGGCUCCAGUCGAGGAGGCUGCCAAGCUGUUCGGCAUGAACCCGGAGCAGUUGAGCAUGCCCCUGCUGCAGAAGAUCAAGCAGGGCAAGGCCAGCAUCAUCACUGUGCCAAGAAAUGCCAAAGAUGCUUCGGCAACGCGGGAUUCCAUCGCGCGGUUGUUGUACGGCCGCUUGUUCAAGUGGCUGGUGGCGGAGAUCAACAAGUCGCUGGGCGACUGCGAGAGUGCUUCCACGUUUUUCGGCGUGCUGGAUAUCGCUGGCUUCGAGAGCUUCGCACGGAACGAUUUGGAGCAGCUGUUCAUCAAUUAUGCGAACGAAUUGUUGCAGCAGCACUUCAACAAUGCCUUCUUCAAAAUGGAGCUGGAUCAGUACAAGGCCGAGGGCUUGGACUGCUCCGAAGACCUCAGCUACAAGGACAACAGCGACAUCGUGGAGCUCUUGAAGACUAAGGGGGGAAUCUUCCAGAGCCUGGACGAAGAAACUACGCUUGCGAGUGGGAAGGCAGAGAAUUUCGUCAGCAAGAUAUCCAGGGCGCACGCAGAUCACCCGCGAAUGGUCGUGCCGAAAAUCAAAAAGAAGUUCCCCGCAUUUGGAAUCCAGCACUUUGCUGGCACAGUCGAGUACACUUGCGAGGGCUUCCUGGAGAAGAACGCAGACAGCAUCCCCGCUGAGGCACCCGAUUUGCUCAAGGGCUCUACAAUCGGCAUCCUGCGAGACCUAGGCGAGCAACUCAGGCAGGAGGCAGAAGACUCCAGCAAUCAGAAGGGUGCGAAAAAAAAGACUGUCAGCAUCAUGUUUCAGAAGUCGCUGGAAAUGCUGAUGGGCAAGAUUGAGGAAGCGCAGCCAAAUUUCAUCCGGUGUGUCAAACCCAAUGCGGAGAAGGUGGCAAGCAAGUUCACAUCGCAGCUUGUGCUGGAACAGCUGCUCUACUCGGGCGUGUUCGAGGCCGUCCACAUCCGGCAGUCAGGUUUUUCGACCCGGUUGCCUUUUGACGCGUUCCUCACUCUCUACGUCAUGCUCGCUAGGGUAGACAACCCAGAGGAUUGCACCUCGUGCGGCGGCUCUGGGUGUUGCUUUUGCAAGCUGCCGGACGAGGCAGACAACAAGCACAAGUGUUGGCAGUGCUAUAACGUCGGAUGCAAAAGCAGCGGUGUCGUCUGUGAUUGCCCAGCGGGCCCGCGCCUCAAGGACAUGCUGCGGGGGCGGGGCUCGACGCAUGUUCUCAAGGUGCUGGAGAAGCUCUGCGAGGGCCCCGACGCUAAGCGGGGCAUGGCCGUGGGCAAGUCGAGGGUCUUCCUGAAGAAGAGGGCGCACGAUGCGCUGGAGCGGAUGCGUGACCAGAUUUUCAGGGACGCCCAGGCGCUCUUCGAAGAGAUCAGACAAGAGCUCGAGCAGGCGAUCCAGGCCCGCCAGAUCGACGCCCUGACGGCCGCCAUCGCCAGCGCGGAGGCGAAGGGCUUCGAGGAGUGCGACCUGUGCGACCAGGCGAGGGGCGUGCUGUUCGAGGAGCAGAACGCGCGGCUCUUCGCCGAGCUCAAGGCCGGCCUGGAGGCCGCCAUCGGCACCGGGGACGUCGACGCGCUGCAGUCCGCGAUCGAGCAGGCGGAGCAGCACGUGGCCUUCAAGGACGGGUCCCUGCAGGCCGCGCGGGAGGCCCUGCACGAGCUCGGGCGCGCCGACCGCGCCGCCGCAGCCCUCCGGGAGGCGCUGCGCGCGCCCGCCCUCGAGGGGCUGCAGGCCGCCCUGGAGGAGGCGGAGGCCGCCGGGCUGGGCGGCGGCCUGCUGCAGGAGGGGCGCGCCGCGCUCGAGAGGCAAGCGCAGGAGAGGCGGGCCGCGCUGGCGCAGGAGGAGGCCAGGGCUAAGAUCCGGGCGUUGGGCUCUCCUCCCUGGGAGCUGGCGGAGCUGGAGGCGGCGCUGGAGCAGGGCAGGGCCGCGGGCCUGGAGGACGCGGAGCUGGAGGGAGUCCAGCGGCAGGUGGGCGAGCUCCAGGCCAGGGCCGAGGCGCGCGAGCGGCUGGCCGAGGCCGCCCAGGGGCCGGACGAGGAGCGCUUCCGCCGGGCGGAGCAGCAGGCCGCGGCCGCCGGCCUCGAGGAGCGCGACCGCGUCCCGUACCUUCUGCAGUUUGCGGCGGCCCUCGGUGAGGCCGAGCGCCUGCGGGCGGCGAUCACCCUCGCGGAGGAGCUGGGCGGCUCCGCGGGCGAGGGCGAGUGGCUGAGCAGGGCAAGGGAGGCGCUGCAGGUAUCGGAGGAGAGGGACCACGUGCUGCGAGCGCUCUCGGACGCGAUCGCCUUGGGAGACCUCCAGGCGCUGCGCGACGGCGUCCGGCAGGCGGAGUCCCUGGGCGUGCCGGCCCCGCGGCUGGGCGACGCCCGCGAGGCGCUGGCGCACGAGGAGGGCCGGGAGGCGGCCAGGAGGCAGAUCCAGGAGGCCCUGAGCGCCAGGGACCUGGACGCGCUCCACGCAGCGCUCGGGAGGGGCCGGGAGGCAGGCCUCUGCCAGGCGGAGCUGGCCACGGCGGCCGCGAUCCUCCACCGGGAGGGGCGCCGGGCGGCGGCGCUCGCCGCCAUGAAGAAGAGGGCCGAGGCGGGGCGCAUCAACACCGCUGCGCUGAAGAGGGCGGUCGACGAGAGCAGGGAGGCCGGCGUGGCGCCCGAAGAGAUCGCGCGCUGCCACCUGGUGCUCGCGCUCGCGCUGCGCGAGGUGGCCACAGUGCGCGCUGCCGUCGAGGAGGCGGACGCUUGCGGCCUGGACGGCGGGGAGUUGGAGCGCGCGAGGUGCACGCUGGAGCUGCUGGAGGCGGUGCAGGACCAGUCUGUGCAGGGCCUGAAGGAGGCCAUCGGCGGAGGCGAGUUCUGCGGCGUGGAUCGGGCGCUGCUGGACCUGGCGAGGGACGAGCUCGCGCUCGCCGAGAGGAAGCAGGAGGCGCGGAGCCACCUGUCGCGGGCGCUGGGCACGCCAGAGGAGCGCGAGCUGAAGGCCGCCCUGGAGCACGGGCGGCGGGCGCAGCUGGACGAGGCCGAGCUGCGGGAGGUGCGGGCGGCCUACCACGCGGAGCGCCGCAAGGCCGCGGCCCGGCGCAACCUGGAGGAGACCGUCGACAAUCCCGUCGAGUCCGCGGCCUUCCAGACGGCCAUGGCAGAGGGCGUGGAGGCGGGCCUGGACAUCGCGGAGCUCGAGGGCUUCUCGGCCCGCGCCGACAGGGCCAGGCAGGUCCACGACGCGGUGGCGGCCCUCCAGAGAGCGAUGGGGGGCGAGGGCUCCCCGGAGGGCGGGAGGGCGGUUCGCGUCCAGAGGAUUCAGGAUGCCGUCGAGCUUGCGGAGGAGGUCGGAGUGCCCGAGGAGGAGGUCGCGCGGGCGAAGAGGCGCCUGGAGCUGGAGCAGCACGGGCUCGUCCGAGAGAGAGAGCAGUGCGAGGACCUGCUGAACUCUGCCGCGAGGGAGCAGAAUCCGGCCGCGCUCCGCGCGGCGAUCUCGCAGGCCGAGGGGCUGCAGACCCCAGACAGCCUCGGUGUCGACCAGUCCCUCCUGCGGAGGGCGAGGGCUGCGCUGGCGCAGACGGACCGGAAGGCGGCCGUCAUCGCAAGCGUCCAGGAGGCCAUCCGCAGCGACGACGCGCGGCUGCUCCACGUGGCCAUCGCCGAGGGAGCGGAGUGGGACGUGGAGCCUUCGCUCGUGGCCGAGGCGGAGGGCGCCCUCGCCAGCCUCCGGCGCAGGGAUGCUGCGCGGGACGCCCUCGACCGCGCGCUCCAGAGCGAGGACGUGUCGGCCCUGGCCGACGCCCUGGCCGACGGACGCAGCGCGGGGCUGGGGGAGGCGGAGCUCCGCGAGGUCAAGCUGCGGCUCGGCGCAGAGCAGCGCAAGGCGGCCGCCGUGCGGGGCCUGCAGCAGGCCAUCAUGGGCCGGCAGCACCGCGCGCUCCGCUGCGCCCUCGCGGAGUGCCGCGCGGUGGGUGCCUGCGAGGACUCCGCGGGUGCCCAGCUCGUGGCGGAGGCGGAGCGGGCCCUGGCUCUCGAGCUCGGCACGCUUGGCGAGAAGGAGCAGGUGGACGCGGCCGUCCGCAGCGGCAGCAAGGAGGCCCUGCUCGAGGCGGUCGCGCGCGCGAGGGCGGUCGGGCUGAGCGACGUGCACCUGCAGGAGGCCCUGGGCGCGCUGCGGGGCAUCGAGGCCAAGGAGCAGCGCUGGAAGGAGAUGAAGGAGACCCUGGAGGAGGCCGUCGCCAGCCGCGACAUCGCCUGCCUCUGCGCGGCGCUCUCCGAGUGCCGGGCGACGAGCUUCGACGCCCCCGAGGUGCAGGCCGCCGAGGCCGUCCUCAGGGUGGAGCAGAUGAAGGAGCGGGCGAGGGCGGGCCUCGGCGCGGCGGCGCAGGAGCGCGACGAGCAGGCGCUGCUGCGGCUGCUGCUGGAGGCGCAGCGGCAGGGCCUCUCGGAGGAGGACGUCGCCGAGGUGCGGGCGCGGCUGGGCCCAGAGGAGCGCCGGGCCCUGGCCCGCGCGGGCCUCCGGGCGGCGCGGGAGCAGCGCGGCGCCGCCGCGCUGGCCGCCGCGAUCGCCGAGGGCGCGGCGAGCGGGCUCGAGGAGCCCGCCCUCGCCGAGGCGCGGGGCCUGCUGGUCCGGGAGAAGGCCAGGGAGCAGAAGCACGCGGCGCUGCUGGAGGCGAUGGGGCGCCGCGACCCCGACGAGCUCGGCGUGGCCAUCGCGGAGGCGGGCGCCCACGGGGCCGACGACGACGUGCUCGAUGCCGCGCGGGCAAUCCGCGAGGCGGAGGCCCGGAAGGCGGCGGCGCGCGGGAGGCUCUUCCUGGCCACGGGGCGCCUCUCCGGGCCGGCCGCGGCCGCCCCCCGCCAGGAAGCGCCGCCCUACAUGGACUCCCCGGGGCUCCUCGGCGCGCCCGGCGCGCCCGGCGGCCUCGGCACCUCGGGAGCCUUGAGACGGAGGUCAGUGCAAACGGGGGUCCGCCAGAGCGCCCGAUCCCGCAGCAUCCUGCAGAGCCAGGGUCGCAUGGGACCCCGGCUCGGGUGCAGGAUCCUGCAGGAUCCUGCAAGGCCUGACUGGCCCGGGUCUGGGUUGACCCGGGUCAGCAGGUUCCCGAGGCACUGCGCGGCCCUGCUCGCCGCCCGCCGCCGGCAGCGCCCGGGCCCCGCCGCCCUCGCCCGGUCGCCUCGCGCCGAGCGCCGUGCCGCUCGGCGAGCUGCAGGACGCCCUCGCAGAGGGCGAGGCGGCGGGCCUGGGGCCCGCCGAGCUGCAGCAGGCGCGGGACGCGCUGCGGGCAGAGACGCUGCGCUUGUUGGAGGAGGGCGACCGCAGGUACCCCAUGGUGAGGGACGCCCUGCUCGGCCCGGCGAGGGAGCUGGCCUUCGAGCUGGCGUGCUGCUCCCUGCAGAGCGUCGGCCGGGGCGGCGCGCCCCAGAAGGCGCGGGAGACGCCGCCCGUGUUCGACGCCGACUGCAGCGAGGCCUACACACAGCUCGUCCAGGGCAUGUGGCUCGCCAAGAGGGGCACGAUCCUCUCCGAGCUGUGCGCAAACCUGAGGACGUGCGCCAUAUCCAAGGAUGGUAAGCCACUCGGCGUCGAGAGCGUCGGCAAGAAGCAGCUCCUGAGGCUUUGCAUGGAGCUCCAGCCCCGCUAUCGCCAUAUGUUCAGCAGCGACCAGGUGAACCGAUUCCCGCUGAUGCUGCUCUGCAUGGUGCUCUACACGCAGCAGGAUGUCGACAUAGAUCGGAUGAUGCUCUUCCCUGACUGCCCGACGGGUCUCUCCGAGGAGCGCGAGCGCUCCUACGCGCAGUACCGCGACCGCACCAAGGCGGCGAAGGAGGAGCGCAACCCGAUGGUGGCCAGUUCGAUCAGUUGGGCGGCAUGGGCUUCCUGGGGCUUUAUCAGCACGGGCAGGCCCAACAGCAUGGAGAAUUGGAACCAGAAGGAGUGGACCUUCGUCCAGGCGCGGUUGGAGACCUGGGUGAAGCUGAUGUGCGUCUUGAGUGCCAUCCAACCACGGCUCGCCGAGUCCAGGACUGUCACGAGGUCCCUGGUGGGCAUGGCCGACGGCGCUCUGGACUACCUUCGCCGACGGCGGCCCGGGGAGACUCUGUUCUGGGCGCCCCCCCUGAGCGCCAGCCUCGACGAGGAGGACCACGUGCGGCCGGACUCCCUGCUCGUGGCCGAGCGCAGCGUGGUGUUCCGGAUCGCCGGCGUGACGCAGGGGCUGGAGCUCUUCCGCUCGAGCCAGUACCCGGGCGAGAGGGAGGUGCUCGGGAGGGGAAAAAGCACACACACACACAGACACAGACCACGCACCGUCGGCUCCCAGGAAUAUAUAGAUGGGGAAGGUUGGGCAGCGGAGGCGAAGACGGAAAAUAGAUUGGAACACAGGGGGGAUCCUGGGAGGUGUGUCUAUGUAUUUGUGACCGCGCCCCCUGCUCCAGUCCAUGGCGUACCUUGUCCUGUGCAAGAUCUUCGGCGCCGCCAGUUCUCUGAGCCCUCCGGCCGCCUGAGGCCCCGCCCGCCCGUGCCCUGUCUCCCCAAUUAGGGCUACACCGGAAGGGGCCCGCUCCCGACCCCCCGACCAAAAAAUUCGAUGUAUCUGUGUGUCCCUGGGCCACCUCUGGGUGCUGCUGCCCGCCUUCUCCCUCCUGCGCGUGCGCGGCGUGCGCGACGAGCCCGGCCGGCCGCUGCUCCUCGAGUGCGGCUUCGAGGGCACCAUGCUGCCCGAGAGGCUGCAGCAGGCCUGCUGGCAAGACCUCCUGGAGGCGUCCCGGGAGCUCGCGCGAGAGGCCCUCGAGGCGG
Prorocentrum cordatum is the source of this 8108-nucleotide messenger RNA. The record is from the annotation of a GenBank genome assembly. Lineage: Eukaryota; Dinophyceae; Prorocentrales; Prorocentraceae.